Messenger RNA from Caenorhabditis bovis, 714 nucleotides. Lineage: Eukaryota; Metazoa; Nematoda; Chromadorea; Rhabditida; Rhabditidae. The record is from the annotation of a GenBank genome assembly.
AUGACUGAACCGAACGAUAUCCCAGUGGGUAGUUAUAAACUUGAAUUAGGUUCCAGUUUUAUGGAGUCCAAACGAGGGUCGACUGGACCAACAUUUCACACAUUACGAUACGAUUUCAAGCCGGGAUCUGUUGCGAACGAAACUGAAACAUAUAUUGGUUAUGGUGCGAAUGGCGACGUUCACGUAGCGAUGCCAAGCGAAGGCGAGAAUUUGAGCGUAUUCAAAGGCUCAAAGAAAGAAGCGAAACCGAAAGAGUGCCUCUUAUUUUUCGAUAGAAAAACGAAUACAGUUCGAUUAGAGAAAAUCAGUUCGAAUAUUCAAGUAAAAAAAACAAGAGAUGUCGAUCCGGCUACAGAAGCGUCGCUUCGCAAUGGAAUCGAGAGGCUUCGCGCAAGUUCGACACAAGAGACGCGUACGCCGCCGAAAAAAGAGCAGCGCGAGCGCGAGAGCAGCACGUCAUCGAGUUCGAGCAGCGGCUCAGGCUCCGAGUCGAGCUCCGACGAAGAAUCGGAUAAUGAGAAGAAGAACGAUUCAAGUGAAAGCGAUGAUGAUGAGAGUGCUCUCGUGAACGAGCUGAAUGCUUUGAAACCGAAAACCGAAAUGCAGGCGCCAGUUCAACAACGAGCUCCGCCACCGGCUGAAAACCUUGAUCCUAAAAGCAUAACGUGCUACGGUCUUUCACUUAGCGAGUCAUCAGAAGAUGAUGAACCAUAA